AUGAAGAAAUUACAAGAUGAUCAGCUCGAUAUUCAAGAUGCAAGAGGUCAAGGCUAUGAUAAUGGUGCCAUAUGGCAGGAAAAUAUCGUGGAGUCCAAGCACGAAUUCAAGAAAAAAAAUAAUCUCGCUCUUUAUAUACCAUGUGCAAGCCACUGUUUGAAUUUGGCAGGAGUACAUUCUGCUUCAAUCAAUGCAGAAAUGAAACAUUUUUUUGAAACCGUAGAAAGCAUUUUUAAGACGUUUUUUUCUCGCUCUACAAGUCGUUGGACUACUCUGAUGAAAACAUUAAAAGUUUCAUUAAAAGGACACUCAGACACAAGAUGGUCUUCGAAAUCCAAUGCCAUAAAACCAUUGUGUACUCAUAUUAAAGAAGUUUAUGGAGUACUUAAAAAUAUGAUAGCCAAUUCUUUAAAUGCUGAAACUUAUUCCUCUGCUCAAAGUCUACUCAAAAACAUUAAUUUAACAUUUCUUUUCUACCUUGAUGUCUGGAAACAAAUAUGA
This is a messenger RNA of Acyrthosiphon pisum (pea aphid), 501 nucleotides long. RefSeq lists its product as uncharacterized. The transcript has a single exon. Lineage: Eukaryota; Metazoa; Arthropoda; Insecta; Hemiptera; Aphididae. Bases 1 to 501 code for a protein of 166 amino acids. The record is from RefSeq and is a predicted model, not a curated record.